AUGGCUUUUGACAUGUCAAUGACUGAGAUAGAUGCCAUGGUAAAAGGGUUAGGGUACAGUAUUCCAGGUGAUCAUUUUGAUGGUGGCCUAGUUAAGCUGAAUGAGGAUGCAGAUGUCUUAGACAUGCUAGUAUUUGUGCCAAACACUAGAUUGAUAAAUAUAUUCCUAGAACUUGUCUUGGCAUGCAGUCAAGAGCAGUUUUACAGUCAAAUGGCUUAA
This is a messenger RNA of Prunus armeniaca (apricot), 219 nucleotides long. The record is from the annotation of a GenBank genome assembly. Lineage: Eukaryota; Viridiplantae; Streptophyta; Magnoliopsida; Rosales; Rosaceae.